Messenger RNA from Megalobrama amblycephala (Wuchang bream), 7335 nucleotides. RefSeq lists its product as uncharacterized. NCBI's taxonomy places the organism in Eukaryota, Metazoa, Chordata, Actinopteri, Cypriniformes, Xenocyprididae. Gene Ontology annotation, biological process: negative regulation of gene expression. Gene Ontology annotation, molecular function: transcription corepressor activity; NAD+ poly-ADP-ribosyltransferase activity. Gene Ontology annotation, cellular component: nucleus; cytoplasm. The record is from RefSeq and is a predicted model, not a curated record.
AUGGAGCAUUGUCUGAUUCUCGAGGGUUUGCCGGAUGAUUUUGACCGUGUGAAAUCAAAAGUUGAGCUUUAUUUUAAAAAUAAAAGACGAUCAGGAGGAGAGAUCGUGCAGAUUCAAGAACAUCAAGAGGACAAACGAAAAGCACUUCUUAUUUAUAUGAACGAAGAAGAUCUGAAGAAGGUGCUUGACAAAAGAAUCCAUAAAGUUGAUUUCAAACGUCAUGGAGCAGUUGAAGUGACAGUGAAACUACCAGAAGACACGAAAAGCAAAAAGAUCAGACCACCAGUUCUGCCAAAGCCCAAGCUGGAGAAGAGCACUCUCCUCAAGUCACAGGCCACUCCUGCGAGCCAGGUCUCUGCAGUAAGACAGCCUGCAACAGAAAUUAAAGACAAUGAGGAGGAUUCAGAAAUACCAGAUCUUCUAAUUACCACCCCUAAUUCAGUUGAUAAGGACACACUUCAGAUGUAUUUUGAGCAGUUUUCAGAGCAAUUUGAGCUAGCAAAGCAUGGAAAUAACAGCUGGAUUCUGAAGCUCUACAGCCAGUCAGAUUUUAAGGAGAUUCUUGGCAAGGAAGAACAUGGUUUUGGUGUAUCUUUAAAAGUGUAUAAAGAUGGAAGUCUGGGAGAGAAGUCAGACCCCCGUCGCUUCAUCUUGACGGGGUUUGAUGGAGACACAGACUGCAAGAUAAUCUCAGUGUUCAUUGGCAGCUGUAGCAAGACGACAGAACACACUUGGGAGACGCUUGAUGAAGAAAGGAUUGUUGUCACCUUCAAACAAGAUAUUGAUGUGAAGUCAUUUAUAAAAAAAUGCACUUCAAAGCCACUACAGGGUCGAGACAUCGGAGUGACGCGUUUGGAGCGGACAGAUUCGAUCCUGGUCCAGGGAGAUUUGGAGAAGAUCAGUGAAGAAAUUCUCACCCUUUACUUCAGCAAUAAGAAGAAGAGCAGAGGAGGAGAGAUCGAGAAAUUCAUUUGGAUCAACAGACGAUCGAGCGCAGUCAUCACCUUUGGAAACUGUGAUGAUGCACAUGCAGUGGUGGAACAAAAACACAACGUUUGUGGCACAGAUGUUCAAGCUUCGCUGUUUUACUCAAGUUUGCAAAAGGCUUUAACUGGAGAAAAACCAACCCUGACUGAUACCAUCACAAAAGUCAACAUUUCUGUCAGUGAAGAUCUACACUGUUUCUUUGAAACCAAUGAGGGAUGUAGAAAACAACUGGAGAGUGAUGCCAAACUUUUUCAUGCCAAAGUUCUUAUUGACAGCACUGCAGCAGCAAGGGAAAUAAUACUGGAGAUGGACGUCAACAAAGAGUCUCUGGCUGCACUGCUAAUCGCACCCACUUGGGAGUCCAAAACAAUGAGGGAAGUUCAAUCCUUUUUGAGCAGAUAUGCCACAGAAGAGCUGCCAGUGGACGAGGACGUCUGGAAGAGAGUUGAAAAUGACUGUGACAGUCUCCUCACGGUUGAUACAGCGCUCUUUUACAAGGAGUGCAACUCUAAAGUUGUAAUUGCUGGAGUGAAAGAGCAGGUCAGGAUCCUUUCGGACAAGAUCAGGACACUCCUGAAGAACGCUACUGUUGAGGUGGAAGUGGAAAGAAACACGAUCGAGGCAACAAUCCAACUAGACUGCAAAGAUACAUUUGAUCUAAUAAAAGAGCGUCUAAAGUCCAAAUUAGGGGAGGUGAGUUUAUCCCAUGAUGAGAAUAAGCACAUAAUAUCUCUCAGAGGUCUGAAGGACAAAGUCAAUUCAGUGGAGAUGUUCAUCAAAGACGCACAGAAGAACAUAAUCACGCACCAGCUGAAGCUAUCUUCUAAUCUGAUUCACUUUCUAAAGUCACUGGAUCUUCAGAAAUUUGAGCAAGACAACCAGAUUCCCGCUAGACUUCUAAACCGAAAAGAUUUUUUUGGGAUCUUGGUUGAGAAAGAAAACCUUAAGAGAGCUGAAGACAAAAUCGGUGAGAUUCUCAAAGAGGAGGUUAUACAACUUUCUCCCAGUCAAACUGGUGAAGCCUGGACACACUUUCUCAAGAAUCUUCAAGAUGAAAUAGAGUCAUUUCAGAAAGCCAACGACAUCAGGAUCACACAAUCAAACACGCAAGUUACAAUAUGUGGGUUUUAUGCAGUUGCAGAUGUUUCAGGAAAAGUGAGGCUAUAUCUGGAGAACAAGGAACCAACGACUGAGAAUGUCCCUCUCAAAUCUGAGCGAGAGGUCGAAUUUGUCGACUCCUGCCUGAAUCUGUCCGAACUCCCUGAACUCAAGCGGCUUGGCGCAACAGUACUUGCUUACAAAGCAUCAAAUUCUCCUUGUCUGAAGGUCACGGCAGCUAAAGACAACAUCAAAGAUGCCGUGGGUGUUGUACAGAAGCAGCUGUCAUCAAUUGUCGUGGAGAAGCAUAAGUAUUGCAAAGCAGGAGAAGCGAAGGUUCUAGAGAAGCAUGAAGCCAAUGUGAAGACAAAAGCCAGAGAGAAGCAGUGCAGCCUGUAUUUAUCACAAGAGCAAAUGGUUAUGUCCGGUCCUCCGAAGAGCUUCACACACAAAAUAGGUAAUUUGAUGACUCUGAGCAUCAUAGAGGGAGAACUGCACCAUUUUACAGCCGACGCUUUGACCUGUCCGAUGAAUGCCAAUCUCAGUUUCAAUAACCCUGUGGCUCAGCGCUUUCUCCAGUUUGGAGGUGACAAGAUUACAGAAGUGUGUAAAAUUCCCCAGAAAGAAAAGCAGUCUCUUCUGCCUGGAGAUGUGCUGCUCAGCGAUGCUGGAAAACUCAGCGCCGGGACGCUCAUUUAUGCAGUGCUCCCGCAGAAAGGUCAGACGCUGGACUCGCACUACCUUCAGUUGGCCGUGCAUAACAGUCUCCUGAGAGCUGAGGGGAAAGGAUGCGUCUCCAUUGCAAUGCCAGCAAUCGGAUGUGAAACUUUUGGAUUCUCCAUUAAAGAAAGUUGCAUGGCGCUCCGAGCAGCUGUACUGCAGUUCUGCACUGACCAUCAGAAUUCACCUACGAAUAUUAGCAAUAUCAGUGUAGUGGAUUCAGAUGAGAAGAUCAUUGAGGAGUACAAUGCUCUGAUCCAAGAACUAGGAUUUCCUGACAUGUCAACAAAAAUCCCCCCAAAAUCCUGCAAGCUUAAACACGGAUCAGACAAAAGAGUGCUGAUCAAUGGUGUGCCGAUAUGCCUCAAGAAGGGUGACAUCACCAAAGAGACGGUGGAUGUCAUCGUGAAUUCAUCCAACACAAGUUUAGAUCUUAACACCGGUGUUUCUGGUGCCAUCUUAAAAGCUGCUGGACAAUCUGUUGUUGACGAAUGCAAAAAGCAAGCUCCUCUGAAAGCAGGUGCAGCAGUGAUGACGGGCGCUGGAGCGCUUCAGUGUAAGAAUAUCGCUCAGAUGGUCGGGCCGGGGAACGUCGCAGACAUCACAGCCUCUCUGGGGAAGGUUUUGAACCUCUGUGAGGGCAAAAUGGCCACAACUCUGGCCAUUCCUGCCAUUGGAACAGGACGAGGUGGCUUCGAUCCCAAAGAAUCCAUCAAAGCCAUUCUCACAGCAAUCGAGAAACAUUUGAAGGAGCCGAACUCAUCCUGCUUCAGGAGCAUCACUAUAGUGGCAUUCGAACAGAAGACCUUUGAUGCUUUUCGUGAAUACUUUAAAGUGUGGAACAAGCCUGCAUGCGGCAAGAUGCCCGAAAAUCAAGUCAAAAUCGGAAGCGUCAGAAUUGAGGUAAAGAAAGGUGACAUCACUAAUGAAACUGUCCGAGGGAUUGUAAACACCACCAACAGAGACAUGAGCCUGAGAGGAGGUGUAUCAGGUGCCAUAUUUAAAGCAGCGGGAGCGUCUGUGGAGCAGGAGUGUAAAAAACACGGUCCACUGCAGAAUGACGUCGCAGCAGUGACCAGCGGUGGGAACCUGCACUGUGACGUCAUCAUUCACAUGGUCGGCCCGCACUCGGCCGCAGAGGUCAAAUCACGUGUGAAGAAUGUUCUGGAGCGCUGCGAGGAGAAGCAGAUCACCACAGUCUCCUUCCCUGCCGUCGGCACUGGUGGAGGAGGAGUUCAGGCUGCGGAUGCCAUCGCUGCCAUGCUGCAGGCCUUUGAAGAUCAUCUGACUCCAAACGUCUCAACUGUGAUCAAGCUCAUCUACAUUGUGAUUAACCAGGAUGAUGUCCUACAAGAGUUUCAGAAAGGUCUCAAGACAUGGACUGCAAAUAUACAGGAAAGUGAGGAGGAGGAUGAUGAUGAUGAUGAUGGUGAAGAUGGUGAUGAUGAGUGGGAUGAUUAUAGCUCAAUAGAACAAAGCUCGUCAUCUGACCAAGAAGCUGAUGCAAGCGCAAACCCAAUGGAGGUGAUAUUGAGCCCAAUUAGAGUCAAGGUGUGCAGUGGAGACAUCACCAAAGAGACCGUUGAGGCCAUUGUUAACAGCACCAACACAAGCCUCGAUCUGAACUCAGGUGUAUCUGGAGCCAUUCUCAAAGCGUCAGGACCAACAGUGGUGAACGAGUGCAAAACAAAAGUGCCUCAGCCUGCCGACGGCGUGAUCUUGACCAAAGCUGGAAAUCUCUCAAAUAUCAAACACAUCGUUCAUAUGGUUGGGCAGACCACUGAGAAAAACAUCAGCAGCUCCAUGUAUAAAGUCCUGAGGUUGUGUGAAGAAAAUCACAUUCAGUCGGUUUCAUUCCCAGCUCUUGGAACGGGAGCUGGAAACUUGCCGGCAGCAGGAGUCGCCAAUGCAAUGACUGAAGCUCUGAUGAAAUUUGUAAAGGACUCACCAAAACAUCUGAAGCGCGUCCACAUUGUGAUCUUCCAAGCGAAACUGCUGCCUGACUUUCAGGAAGCUGUCAAGAAGUGCAAGAAAAUUUCUCGGAAUGCUUCUGCAGUACGUCAGCAGCCACCGGUGAGCCGGACUCAACUACCUACCUCAACUACUCAACUUUUUUGUCUAGCCAAAGAAACGGCUGCUGUGUUGUUUCCCGUUAUGUCCGUUGACGUUUACGGGACAUCCAAAACAAACCUGGCCGAGGUCAAGAGACACCUGGAUGAACUGAUCUCUGAUGAGUGCAUCAGUAAAGAUGUCCAGUCGAGACACAUCGCCGACCUUCCUGAAACCGACAAGAAGGCCAUCGUGAGCCUCAGCCGAACCAAUCAGGUCAGCGUUCUGGUGACCAGUCUGGAUAAGUUAACAGUAUCAGGGAAAAAAGACGACGUCUUGGAUGCCAUGCUGAAGAUAAACGGCUUCAUCCAAGCAGCACGAGACCAAGAGAUGCGAGCAGGUGAGGUGAAGCGUAUGCGGGAGACGCUGUGUUGGGAGCGGGCCGGAGGAGAGCUCUGGGAGCCGCUGGAUCCUGCCGUCAGCUACGACAUCGAGCUCGCCUUCCACGACAAGCAGAAGAGCUUUCAGUUCCAGGAGAACGGCGAGAGCUACACGGUGGACUUCAGCGAGAUGAAGCUCACAAACAGCAAGCAGGAGUCCUGCAGGAUCAAGAGGACUCUGAUGGGAGAUUCGGAUACGGCGAUCAUUCAUCCUCCUCCAACAUGGACCAAAAUGGAUGGACAGGAUUUAGAAAUAAUCACCUUACAAUCAGAUUCAAAUGAGUACAAGAAGAUAAAAACAGACUUUCUGAGCUCCAGUAUCCACCCUAAUGUGUCACCCGUACAGGUUGAACAGAUUGACAGGAUUCAGAGUCAGUCCCUGUGGCAGAGAUACUGUGUGCUGAAACAGGGCGUGGAUAAGAAAUAUCCCAAACAGACAAACGAGCGCAAGCUUUAUCAUGGAACAACUAAAGACAUAUGCCAAAAAAUCAACAAGAAUGGCUUCAACCGAAGCUUCUGUGGGAGAAACGCGGUCGUUCACGGAGACGGCACAUACUUCGCUAAGGAGGCCUGGUACUCUUGCCAGGAUCAGUAUUCCAACCCAGACGACAAAGGGCUGAAGUACAUCUACCUAGCGCGAGUGGUGACGGGGUCCAUGUGUAAGAGCAGACAAGGAAUGAAGGAGCCGGAUCCCAUCAACCCUGCUGACCCGCGGGCCGGUCUGCACGACUGCGCUGUGGACAACCUACAAGACCCGUUCAUCUUUGUGGUGUUCUGUGAUGCAGGAGCGUAUCCAGAGUACCUCAUCACCUUCAAAUCUAAAUUCUGAAUGCACUCAGAUCUCUAUCUGACAAGCACAUGAUCAAGUUUACAAACUCUGUUGACAGACAGAUUGAUAUCAUGGGAGACUCUAGAUGACUUUGACCUUGUCACAAAUAUAUCACCACGAUAAACACAUGAAGAAAUGUUUUCAGAUGCAACUUUUAUCAGUAGCGCUGUCUAUCACCAAAACAAAAAAACAACAAUCACUAAAUUAAUUGGUAACAACUUACACUAAGGUCAUAUUUGUUAACUAAUUAAUGCAUUAACUAACAUGAACUAACAAUAAGCAAUAUAUUUUUACAGCAUUUAUUAACCUAUGUUAAUGUUCAUGUUAGUUCAAAGUGCAUUAACUGAUGUCAACAAAUACAACUUUUGAUCUUAAUCUUAACAUUUACAAAUACAUUUUUAAGAUUAAUAAAUCCAGUACAAGUAUUGUUCAUUGUUAGUUCAAGCUUAUUAAAUAUUAACUUUUGAUCUUAAAAUGUAUUAGUAAAUGUUGAUUAACAUUAAAUGCUUUAGAAAUAUUUUUCAUUGUUAGUUUCCUGUUAACUAUUUUGUAGUGUUAUGGUGAAUAUAUUCAUCAUAAUUGCCCAUCAGAUGAUCACUGAACUCUGUGAUCCGUUCACACACGACACAUUGUUUAAGACUUGUUAUUAUGAUUAUCCCUUUGUCACAUUAUUUUAAUAAUGAAUCAUUCUAAGGUAACACAUUAAAGACCACCUGUAGUCAAUAAUAUUAUCCCUUAAAACUCAUAUUUGAUCACCAAAAUUACAUUUUCCUUGAAAAAAAUUCUUCAUUCCUAAAAUAUCUUGAAUGUAACUCGACACCCUUGCCUCAUUUAGUAUACAAGGUUCUAUGAAUAUGCAAAUUAGCCCCGCCUCCACUCACUCACACCAGCUCAAAGAUCCACUCGUUGAUGAUCACACACUGACGUGAUUGGUUACAAGGUAGUUUGUGACGUCAGAAACACCAGCAAUUUCAAACUGCGUUUUUGAGACUUUAGAUCACUGCAGUUUUAAGAAGAAAAUACUCAGCAAUGGUGUCGACUUAUGAAUUUGCACAUGGUUUGUCUUAAAGCACAUUAAAAACUUGAUUUUCACCGCAGGGGGACUUUAAAUCAACAGUUUCAAUCUGCAGUGUUUUAAUCAUUCUGAAUGUAUGAAGGAUUGAUUUAGUCUGUUUCUGAAACUUUUGAACAAAAAUAAACAUUUUUGUGAUU